This is a messenger RNA of Scomber scombrus (Atlantic mackerel), 10461 nucleotides long. RefSeq names its product piezo-type mechanosensitive ion channel component 2. The transcript is spliced from 53 exons. Lineage: Eukaryota; Metazoa; Chordata; Actinopteri; Scombriformes; Scombridae. The record is from RefSeq and is a predicted model, not a curated record. Bases 10 to 8892 code for a protein of 2960 amino acids.
CCCAGAGCCAUGGCCUCUGAGGUGGUGUGCGGGCUGGUCUUCAGGUUACUGCUGCCACUGUGUCUUGCAGCUGCUUGCCUGUUCAGGUACAAUGCCCUGUCCUUCGUCUACCUCAUCUAUCUCCUGCUCAUUCCGCUCUUCGCAGAGCCCACAAGCACAACAAUGCAGGGCCACACAGGGCGUCUGCUGCAGUCCCUUUGCUUCACCAGUAUGUCCUUCCUGCUGCUCCACAUCAUCUAUCAGAUUACCGUCAACAGCCUCCUGGCCGGGAACUCCAUCACCUCUGACUUCAACUGUUCCACGUGGGAGAAAUCCAUAAGACAGAUUGGAUUUGAGAGUGUGAUUGGUGCAGAUGCAGGGAACGGCAUCCGAGUGUUCAUCCCUGACAUCGGCAUGUUCGUGGCUGGCUUGGCCAUCUGGCUCCUGUGUCGCAGUCUGGUUCAGAAGAGGCCACCUGAGGACAUGGCCCAGUACAACACGGACUUUGAAGCAGAGGAACAAGAAGAGGAGGAGAAGCUGACCCUGGAUGACGACAUCCUGCUAGACGAGGACUCCGAAGCGGGGUACGAAGCAGAGGAAGACGAGGAGGACGAGGAGGAGCUGGAGGCUGAGGACGAGCAGGAGGAGGAGGAGGAGGGUGAGGGUGAGGAGGAGGAAGUGAAGGAAAGCACCAAGAUGAAGAUUCUGCGGCACGUGGCGGAGGUGGCGACCAAAGUGAAGGAGAUCAUCGGGAACUUGAUCACCACAGCGGGGAAGGUGGUGGUGACCAUUUUGUUGGGGAUGACAGGCAUCAUGCUGCCCUCUUUGACCUCGUUUAUCUACUUCUUCAUCUUCCUGUUCUUGUGUACGUGGUGGUCCCUCUGCCGGACCUUCGACACGCUCAUCUUCAGCUGCAUGUGUGUCCUGAUGGCCAUCUUUAGCGCCGGACAUCUCAUUGUACUCUACCUCUACCAGUUCCAGUUCUUCCAGGAGUCCAUCCCACCAGGCGACAACUACACCAGUGUAUUUGGCAUCUCCCCCAUUGUUCAGAGUAACUGCUCCUACACAUGGAAACUCAUCGUGCACCCGGAGCGAAAGUGGUACCACUUUGUCAAUCCCAUCAUGCUGCUGAUUCUUUACUACACCCUGGCCACGCUCAUCCGCCUCUGGCUGCAGGAACCCAUCGACCAGCUGACGGAUAACAAGGAUGACGACGUGUGCGAAGAGGAGGAACAGGUCGGAAACGGAACAAAUAACUCAGCCACCAGGAAGAGGCAGCUGUGGUGGGGAUCACGCCGGUGCACGGAUGAAAAAAAUCUUCUCUCCACCCAGGAUGGCAUCAGUACUGAGGCUGGGCCCAUCUCUAAUGGGACGUCCUUUGACUUCGUCACUGAGAAUGGACCAGGCUGUCUGGACUUAUACUCCACCCCCCAGUAUAAAAUGGAUCAGCCCAAAGAUGAUACAGAGAAGGAGGAGUGUGUGUACGAGGUGUGCUUGCCGCCAGAGGACGCAACGUCAGAGGGAGGAGAGGAGAAGUCUGAGGGAGAAGACGACGGGUUGAAGACAAGAGGAGUCGGUGCGAUGGUGAAGGUCUUCAACUUCAUCAUGAAACAGAGCUACAUCUGUGCUCUCAUAGCCAUGAUGGCCUGGAGCAUCACGUACGUUAGCUGGCUGACGUUCGUCUUCCUCAUGUGGUCGUGCAUGCUGUGGAUGGUGAGGGACCGGAGGCGCUACGCCAUGCUGUCGUCCCCCUUCAUGGUGGCGUACGGCAACCUGUUGAUAGUCCUGCAGUACAUUUACAGUUUUGAAAACAUCAAUGGAGUCUCAGGAUUUUUUCUCAAGAAGGACAACCCGUUCCACUCGCUCUCGUCCAAGGCCUUGUGUCUGCUGAGCUUCUGGCUACUGCUGAGACAGACGCUCACGGAGAGAUGGGAGAAACAAAAGGAAGCAAGCGCUGUUCUCUCAGACGUUCACGUGGAGGAUCAGAAGAAGAAGGAGGAGGAGGCGUCUGAGGAGGGAGACGAGCAGGACAUCAUGCAGGUUCUCGGCGGCAUGGUGAUGGCGCUGCUGGUCAAAUACUGGAUCUACAUCUGCGGCGGCAUGUUCUUCUUCGUCAGCUUCGAGGGAACCAUCGUCAUGUACAAGAUCAUCUAUAUGGUGAUGUUCCUUUCCUGUGUGGCGGUCUACCAGGUGCACUAUGAGUGGUGGCGAAGAAUGCUAAAGUACUUCUGGAUGUCUGUGGUGGUGUACACCAUGCUGGUCCUCACUCUGGUCUACACCUUCCAGUUUGAGAAGUCGUUGCCCUUCUGGCGCAACAUGCUGGGCAUGGACACAAAGGGUUUGAUGGACCUGGGCCUGGAGCAGUUUACGGUCGCCAGGCUGUUCACCAGGAUUUUCAUUCCCACUUCCUUCCUGCUCGUGUGUAUUCUCCAUCUGCACUACUUCCACGACCACUUUCUCACGCUCACUGACCUCCAGGCCGUCGUGGCCAAAGAACAGAGCACUAUCUACAGACUGGUGCACCCGGAUGGCAGCCUGGCAGACCUCACCAUGCUCAGCGCCAGCUCAGUGGACGCGAGGCUGCCCAAAGCGGAGGACGAGAGGUCGGAGAAGCAGGAGGAGCAGGGGGAGUGGGGGACGGAGAAAGAGAAAGAGCAAGUUCUAGUGGUGGUGAUGGAUAACACCGACAUGACUGGCGUGAAGCCCAGGCACUUCUCCGACGCCCGACAGUCCAGCACAGAUGAGAGCCACCGCUGCAGCGUGGGGACGGAGCCAGAGCCGAGCACCGAACAGAGCUCAGAUCUGAAGAAUAAAUGGCACCUGGUGGUGGACCGUCUGACUGUGCUGCUCCUCAAGUUCUUGGAGUAUUUCCACAAACUGCAGCUGUUCAUCUGGUGGUUGCUGGAGAUCCACAUCAUAAAGAUUGUUUCCUGCUACAUCGUCCUGGUUUCUGUCAAAGAGGUGUCUUUGUUCAACUAUGUGUUCCUGGCAUCCUGGGCCUUCGCACUGCCCUAUAGCCAGUAUCGGCCCCUUGCCUCCAGUGUUUGCACUGUCUGGACGUGUGUCAUCAUCGUGUGUAAAAUGUUGUACCAGCUGAAUACUAUAAACCCCCCGUCCUACUCCAAGAACUGCUCUAUGCCAGAGGGCUACACACAGGACCAGAGGAAGGAGAUGGCGGACUCUCUGCUGUAUAAAGCACCUGUGGAUCCAGCCAACUGGGUGGGCCUGAGGAAGUCUGACGACCUGCUGGGAUACCUCAGAAACAACCUCUUGAUGUUGGCUCUGUUAGCGUUUGAGGUGACCAUCUACCGCCAUCAGGAAUAUUACAGACUGAGGAACAAACUGUCGCCUCCCGCUGCCAGGAUUAUCUUCCAUGAUAUCACACGGCAGCACCUGGACAUUGGCAUCAUCAGCUUCAUCAAAUACUUCAUCAACUACUUCUUUUACAAGUUUGGACUCGAGACGUGCCUGCUGUUGGUGGUCAAUGUAAUCGGGCAGCGUAUGGACUUCUACGCAAUGCUUCACGCUUUUGCUUUGAUAGCGGUCAUGUACAGACGAAGGAGGAAAGCCAUCGCUGAGAUCUGGCCAAAGUACUGCUUCUUCCUGGCCUGCAUGCUGACCUUUCAGUACUUCAUCUGCAUCGGGAUCCCACCUGCAGCUUGUAAAGACUAUCCCUGGAGGUUUCCAAACUCUACAACAGACUCCAAUGUGAUCAAGUGGCUUUAUAUCCCAGAUUUCCACACCAAGCCCAGUCCGUCAUUCCUCAUCUAUGACUUCAUGUUGCUGCUGUGCGCCUCUCUCCAGAGGCAGGUCUUUGAAGAUGAGAACAAGGCGGCAGUCCGCAUCAUGGCUGGAGACAACGUGGAGAUCUGCAGAGACCUAGACGCAGCCUCCUUCAGUGUCCACAACCCCGUCCCUGACUUCCUCCACUGCAGGUCCUACCUGGACAUGCUGAAGGUGAUCAUGUUCAGCUACCUCUUCUGGUUUGUCCUCACUAUCAUCUUCAUCACGGGAACCACACGAAUCAGCGUCUUCUGCAUGGGUUACCUGGUGGCUUGCUUCUACUUUCUCCUCUUUGGCGGGGAGCUGUUGCUCAAACCGAUCAAAAAGAUCCUCCACUACUGGGACUUCCUGAUCGCCUACAACAUCUUUGUAAUCACCAUGAAGAACAUUUUGUCUAUCAUGGCUUGUGGCUACAUCAACUCUCUGAUUCAGAAACAGUGCUGGUUAAUCCAGUUGUUGAGUCUGGCCUGCACCAUCAAGGAAUACAAAAUCAAAACCAACCAGGAUAACUUUGGCUGCGAUCUGCCCAGCGACGAGGCGGGGAUCAUCUGGGACAGUAUCUGCUUCGUCUUCCUGCUGCUGCAGAGACGAGUCUUCAUGAGCUACUACUUCCUCCAUGUGGUUGCAGAUAUCAGAGCAUCGCAGAUCCUUGCAUCCAGAGGGGCCGAGCUUUUCCAGGCCACUAUAGUGAAGGCUGUGAGGGCCAGACUGGAGGAGGAGCACAAGUCUGUGGAGCAGCUGAAGAGACAGAUGGAUCGCAUUAAGGUGAGGCAGCAAAAGUUUAAGAGGGGCAAGGAGAAGAUGAUAAGCUUGGUGCAGGAAUCUGUAGAAGGACAGCCCCCCGUCCAGCCAGUCAAGGAGGAAGAGGAUGAAGGAGCACAACGAACGAAAGCCAAGACCAAAAAAAAGCAGUGGUGGAGGCCGUGGGUUGACCAUGCUUCCAUGGUUAGAAGUGGAGAAUAUUACUUGUUUGAAACUGACAGUGAGGAAGAAGAAGAGGAGGAGGAGAAAAAAGACGAGGAUCAACCAAAGAAGUCGGCAUUUCAGUUUCUUUACCACGCCUGGAUCACAGACCCCAAAGCUGCCCUGAGGGCACGAGGCAAAGAGAAGCGCAAAUUUUGGAAGAAAUAUACCAGAGGAGUUAGACAGAGGAAAAGCAAAAAAGAGGCAGGUCAUGUAACCAUAGAGGUGGGUGAGCUGUCAGAUGGCCAAGAAAAAGGAGAAGAGAACAAGAAGUCUAGUGGUCAAGAUAAUAUCAUCAAGAGGGUGUUCAACAUCAUAAAGUUCACCUGGGUGCUCUUCCAGACGACUGUGGAGAGCUUCACCAAGUGGAUGAAUGACAUGUGCAGGGAAUACAUAGACAUCUCCACUGUGCUGCGUAUAGAGCGCUGCAUGCUGACCAGGGAGGUCAAAAAGGGCAACGUGCCAUCCAGAGAGAGCAUCCACGUCUACUACCAGAAGGCCAUGAGGCUCAACAUGUCCAGGCAGGCCAGUAUGGAUCAGCUCAGCGAGGAUGAGUCUGCCUCGGGGUCCGCCAGGGUCCAUAGAAGGCGAGGAGGCUACCGCAUGGAGAGCCAGGACUCCACAGCGUCCAGAGACAGCAUGUCUAGUGCCUAUACUGAGGCCACCACGCUGUUUUCUCGCCAAUCCACCCUGGAAGACCUCGACAGUAUGUCUGAGAAAAUACCCAAAACCAGUGAGCGAGCCAGGCCCACACUGCGUAAGAUUUAUGGGCUGGAUACGUCCAAGUCAUCCAUGGAGAGCGGCAGCAGCUUCAUGUCAAGUGAAGCCACCCAGUGCAUCACGCUCUACUCCAGACAGGGCACUACAGACACCAUAGAAGAAGUAGAGGAUGAGCAGGAUCAAGGGGAGGACAGGCAGCCAGUCCCUUGGGAAUCUCAACAGCUGGAGGACAGUCAGGAGGUGGAGGGGGGUCCCUGGAGUGACGGAGAACCAAGGGAGACAGAAGAGGGGGAGGAGAAGGAGGAGGAGGAGGAGUUUGAGAGGCAGGAGUUGCAGGUGAGGCUGGAGAGGCUGGCGAGGCUGGAAGGUGAGGAGGGACUAGAGGUACCACAGGAUGAGGAGAGAGAGGAGAAAGAAGAGGCUCACUGGGAGUCUUUUGGCCCAGAUGAGGGUCCAUCACUCAGGCUGGAGGAGGCAGAUUCUGCCCAGGAGAAGGACUUUGUCAGUGAGAGUGAGGACGGAGGAGGACAGCAGGACUUCAUGCAGACCGAAGGGCGAGCAGGGCUGCUGUACACGCCUGAUACAGACGCAUCCAAAACAUCUGACGCUGAAGUGCCUCCCAGCUACAGCAAGGCUGUCAGCUUUGACCGCCUGGAAGUUAGCGAUGACGAGAGCGACAGGGACAGGAAGAGGCGUAUGAUCAUGACCUCUGACAGCCGCUCGGACAGCAGAUCCGACAUCAUGUUACCAUCUAUGACCACUGAGCUGACGGCCAGUGAACUCCUGCUCAACAAGAUGUUUUUUGACGAGGAGCUGGAUCGGUCAGAAAAAUUCUACGAAAGCCAGCCUCUGAUCCUCCAACUCUGCUACGCCCUCUACAACAUGCUGGUGGCCCACUCGGAGAUGGUGUGCUACCUCGUCAUCAUCAUCAACCAGAUGGUGUCGGCCUCCUGUGCCACGCUGGUUCUUCCCAUCACCAUCUUCCUCUGGGCGAUGCUGUCUGUGCCGCGGCCAAGCAAGCGCUACUGGAUGACCGCCAUCGUCUAUACUGAGGUCACAAUCGUUAUCAAGUACUUCUUCCAGUUUGGUUUCUUCCCCUUCAACCAGAACAAGCUGGAUAAGAAUAAACCGUAUCACCCUCCAAACAUCAUCGGCGUAGAGAAGAAGGAUGGUUACGUCCACUACGACCUGGUCCAGUUACUGGCUCUCUUCUUCCACAGAUCCAUUUUGAAGUGCCACGGCCUGUGGGACGAGGACGACCCCAAAGAAAAGAAAGAGCCGCCUCCUCAAAGUGAGUCCGAGGACGAAGGAAAAGACAAGGAGGAGAGUGAGGAGUCUGAACCCGCCUCAUCACUGAUCAAUGAGAGGAGAGGCUCCACUCAUACUUUGAAAUCUAUAAAGUUUGGGACCUCUGUAGAUUCGGGGCACGUCCAGGUGCAUUUCCCGCAACAGCAAACCUACCAGCGUCGCAAGAGCUCCAGCGGAGGCUCACACAUUUCUCACCGAUCUCUGCACUCCUCUGCACGAUCGAAGAGAGGAAGUACCACUUCCCGCGGCAGCAGCCGCAAAGACGGCAGCGAGGCCGGCGUCCACCAGAAGACGCGCAAAGAGAUGAUCGUGGAGAAGCUGAGAGAGCAGCUCUUCAAAGGAAAAGCUUUCAUCAUAAAGCGGUUCAUGGAGAUAUACAUUCCCAUGCGGCAGUUCUUCUAUAACUUGAUCCAUCCAGAGUACAGUGCAGUGACAGAUGUGUAUGUGCUGAUGUUCCUCGCUGACACCGUCGACUUCAUCAUCAUCGUGUUUGGAUUCUGGGCGUUUGGUAAACACUCUGCAGCAGACAUCACUUCCUCUCUGUCGGAGGAUCAGGUGCCGGGACCCUUCCUAGUCAUGGUCCUGAUCCAGUUUGGGACCAUGGUGGUGGACAGGGCCCUCUACCUCAGGAAGACUGUUAUGGGCAAAGUCAUCUUUCAGGUCAUCCUGGUUUUCGGCAUCCACUUCUGGAUGUUCUUUAUCCUGCCAGGAGUCACAGAGAAGCGUUUCAGCGAGAACACAGUCGCUCAGAUGUGGUAUUUUGUCAAGUGCAUCUAUUUUGGCUUGUCGGCCUAUCAGAUCCGCUGUGGUUAUCCCACCCGCGUGCUGGGAAACUUCCUCACCAAGAGCUACAAUUAUGUCAACCUCUUCCUGUUUCAAGGUUUCCGCCUGGUGCCGUUCCUGACGGAGCUGCGAGCUGUGAUGGACUGGGUUUGGACCGACACCUCGCUGUCUCUGUCCAGCUGGAUCUGUGUGGAGGACAUCUACGCUCACAUCUUCAUCCUCAAAUGCUGGAGAGAAUCUGAGAAGAGGUAUCCCCAGCCGCGAGGCCAGAAGAAGAAGAAAGUAGUAAAGUAUGGGAUGGGAGGGAUGAUUGUGGCGCUGCUGAUCUGUAUCGUCUGGUUCCCGCUGCUCUUCAUGUCCCUCGUAAAGUCUGUAGCUGGAGUUGUGAACCCUCCGCUGGACGUCUCGUUCACAGUCACUCUGGCUGGCUUUCAGCCCAUCUUCACAAUGAGCGCUCAGCAAAAACAACUGCAGGAUGUGACACCGAGUGAAUUCACAAAAUUUAUCCACGAGUUUAAGAAAGAUGAUGGAGCCUUGCAGUGGUUGGAGGGCUACAUGGCAGAUGACCUGAUCAUCGCUGAGCUGAAAGGCAGCUCCAACUCUCUGUGGACCAUCAGCCCACCGAGCAGAACCAACCUGAUAGACAUGUUGGGCUCGGAGGAGGAUUUCCCCAUCACCGUGUCCUGGUCUGUGCAAAGAAACCUCACUCUUGGUGCCAAGGCUGAAACAGCAUCUGGAAAACGAGUGACGUCUCUUGACCAAAAAACAAGGCAGGACCUCAUAACGCUCCUAAACGGGACAGGAAGUAACUCGCAAGUAAUCCUGGCGGAGAUCUUCCCUCGUUAUAUUCGUGCCCCCAGUGAUGCAGAUGCCAAGCCCGCUGAGCCUCUUUAUACAGAUGAAAAGAUGUUCAACAUAACAUUAACCUUGAAGCGAACUCAUAAUGACUCCGGUCAGGUCCAGGAAUGGUGGAUUGUCAACCAGACUGAACUGGGAAAGAUAGAGAAGAGGUCUCAAAAAUACAAGUAUGAAGCAGGCCUGGAGGUCUAUGUGUUCAGCGACCAAGUCAGCCCGCCCAGUUUGGGCUUCCUGGCUGGAUACGGGAUCAUGGGCUUGUACGCCUCGGUGGUCUUGGUCAUCGGCAAGUUUGUGCGCGAGUUCUUCAGCGGCAUUUCCCACACCAUCAUGUUCGAGGAGCUGCCCAACGUGGACCGCAUCCUCAAGCUUUGCACAGACAUCUUCCUGGUGCGAGAGACGGGCGAGCUGGACCUGGAGGAGGACAUGUACGCCAAACUCAUCUUCCUCUACCGAUCGCCAGAGACUAUGAUCAAGUGGACCCGGGAGAAAACUCAGUGAUACUCAAAGGAGGCGAUUUUAGAGCUUUUCGGACAGUAGCAGCUCGUUCAGAGACACUGGGAGGUCGCUCUGUGGAUGUGAGCAGCUACUACAUCCCCUCUACCUGCUGAGGGCGCACAAAGCAGCACUCUUUCCUCUUUGAGCUCUGAUGGCAGUGAUACAGUGUUAGCGCCACACUAAAACACUUUUCCGACUUUCCGAAACUGGUAUUUUUUACUCUUCAGUGGUUAAAAGAACGACAGUCACAGUCAUAUUAUUAACAUUUGAGCACAAAUUUGCUGGUGCUGUAUUUAUCUUGCGAAACCCCGGCUCCGUUUGCCUCCAGUGGAUAAAAUGAGCGGCGGUUGGAGACGGAGCCAUCCAUCUUUCAUCUUUAAAGACAAUUUUAAUAAAACACGUCACGUAUGGUUUAAAAAAGUUCCCAACCAAAGGAUAGAUUUUUAAAAACUCUGCUAACUUCUUCGGCUCUUUAACUGCUCUUCGCUCCACUGUAUCGCUUUUUUCUUUUUUCUUACAAACGCACAGUAGGCGGAGAGAAGCUGAAACAGGCUGCAAACAUUGAUCUAUAAGGGCUUCCCACACGCAGAUAUAAACCACAUGAGCACAAUCUCAUAUUUUCCCCCCAACUGGAACGCUUGGAUUGUGGGACUGUGCAAUAUUGAGCUCUUGUUCCUCCAAGUUUUUUUUGAAGGAUGUGGAUGGAAAAGGCGAAGAGUUCUGACAAAGACACAUGAACAUAAAGACUACCUUCUUCUUCGUCUUCUUUUUUUUGUUUUUGUUUUUAAACGUCAGAGGCCACAUGGGAGACACUUCAGAGAUUAAAAAAAAAAAAAAUGAAGACAAUAUCAUCAGACAAUAUUAACUUGCCUUAUUUUGUUUGUAUGAAGAAAAAAAACUCAAAACCCUUAACAACUACAUAUCUUUCUCAGGAAGAGCUGUUUUCACAGAUAUUCAUUGUAUGAGUUAUAUGUUACAACAUGUAGGCCUUGAUGGAUCUAAAAGAAUGUGAGAAUGUAGAAAGAACUAUUUAAAUGGCAUGAAAUGUAAUGUGGAUAUUGUUCAGAAAUGACGGUGAGAUGUAUAACUAGUAUGUUUACUGCACAAGGAAAACUCCUUUUUUUCCUCCACAGAGAAUGAGAUUAAUUGCCAAUCAUCCACGGAUCUGAAUCAUCAUCUACAGGUUGGCUCGAGUCAAGACCAGCAGAGGGCUGUUUCUGAAUCAGGGUAACGUGCAUUAAGUGGUAGGCUCUUCAGUGCACAUCACUUAUGAAACCUCUCGCUGUUUUUAACAUUCAUACUCUGAACUCCAAACUGCGUGUGUUCAGACAUCAAGGAAGAAAUAAGGAGACACUCAGAAAAGAUUCCUCACACAAAAAAGGGCUGAAACAUGAAGCCCUUUAGUCCAAACUAUGCAUUAGAGGACAUUGUAGCAUGAGAGAAAAAAAAACUUCAUUAUUGCCAUGACUAAAUUUUCAUUACGUGUACAUAUAAGUUUAAGGGGGGGGUAGGGCACGGUGGAAUGAAAUGUGAAAUUGUACCCGUAUGUUAAAGACAAUGUGGUAUGAUAGA